Messenger RNA from Penicillium nucicola, 1242 nucleotides. Its product is annotated as NAD(P)/FAD-dependent oxidoreductase. Gene Ontology annotation, molecular function: monooxygenase activity. The coding region runs from base 1 to 1242 and encodes 413 amino acids. Lineage: Eukaryota; Fungi; Ascomycota; Eurotiomycetes; Eurotiales; Aspergillaceae. The transcript is spliced from 4 exons. The record is from RefSeq and is a predicted model, not a curated record.
AUGAACACGAAUUUCCUUGCGUUUGGGGGACAUGCCUGGAACGUGAUCCGUUCUGAGUGUGACCAGAUUCUUUUCGAGCAUGCUGGAAAUAGCGGCGCCAAAGCAUUUGACGGAGUCAAGGUUAACGCUAUUGAAUUCAAGUCAAGUGGCUGCCAGGACGGCCAUGGUGAUUCAAGUCCAGCACGCCCCGUGUCAGCUUCCUGGAUAACCAAGGACAAAAGUGCCAGCGGUACAAUUAAAUUCAAGUACCUGGUAGAUGCUAGUGGCCGAGCCGGUCUGGUCAGUACCAAGUACAUGAAGAAUCGGCGAUACAACGAAGGUCUCAAAAAUAUCGCGACUUGGGGAUAUUUCGAAAAUGCUGGAAUAUAUGGUACGAGUACUCCCGCAGAAGGUGACCCGUUUUUCCCUCGGCUCAAAGAUGGAACCGGCUGGGCGUGGUUUAUUCCUCUCCACAACGGCACAACUUCGAUCGGCUUGGUCAUGCAACAGACCAGCUUCACGGCUAAGAAGAAGGCGAUGAAGUCGCCGAAUACAAAGGACUUCUUCCUGCAGCACGUCCACGAAGCCCCGAUGAUUUCUGAACUACUGGAGAACGCCAAACUCGUGUCAGAAGUCAAGUCCGCCACUGACUGGUCUUACAGCGCCACAAGCUAUGCUAGCCCUUAUGUACGCAUUGUUGGAGAUGCUGGGUGCUUUAUUGAUCCUCUCUUUUCAUCGGGUGUGCAUUUGGCAUUCACUGGAGCUCUUUCUGCUGCUGCCUCCAUCUGUGCAGCGAUAAAAGGCGACUGCACCGAAGAGACGGCAGCCAAUUGGCACUCGGAGAAAAUUAAAGAAGCCUACACGCGAUUCUUGCUUGUGGUGACCAGUGCGUACGCGCAAAUUACGGGGCUGGAGAACCCAAUAUUGAAUGAGUAUGACGAGGAAAACUUCGAUCGUGCCUUCAGCUUCUUCCGACCCAUUAUUCAAGGAACUGUGGAAGUCGGUGGAGAAAAGUUGAGUGCUGAAGAUGUGGCCGAUUCAGUGGAAUUUUGUAUGCGGGUGAUUCGUAAGGUGGACGGCACUAUGAAACCGACCUCGAAUGGAAAGGAGCUAGGUGAAGAUGAGCUUGGCGAGCUGACUUGUGAUCGCAUUAAGAAGGCGGAGCUCAAGUCGGAUCUGAACAAAUUCAGUGUUGAUGUUGUACAUGGGAUGACGGUCAAUCUUCAGCAGGGAGCCCUGGGACUGAUGCAAGCUGCUUUAUAA